UUGGUCGAUUUCCAAAGCUGUCUACUGUACUCUACUGUAAUUUGCACGAUUGCGUGACAGCUGUGACAGUUCACAGUAAACAAUACGUAUUGCUCCUCGUUUCGCGUAUUCGUGGUUUAAACAAGCAGAAGGUUCCUUUAUCCUAAGCCGAACACCAACAGUCAUGACAACGGAAGUUCCAGAGCGGCUAAUUAUUGGCCCGAAGGAAGGUGUAACCUAUCCGCUAACGGUGGCUUACUGCGGCAACUGCUCCAUGCCACUCGAGUAUUGCGAAUACUAUCCGGACUAUGAAAAAUGCAAACAGUGGCUCGAAAAGAAUCUGCCGGACGAGUUCGAACGCAUGAAGAUGGGUAUGGCUGGUAGCGGAGAUGGAGGCAGCGCCGGAAGUGGAUCCGCUUCCAAACCCGCAAGCGAAUCGGCAGAUGCUGAUGAAGGGAAGAAACCACAGAAACGGGGCGGUAAAGGUAUUAUGAAGACCAAAAAGGCAAAGGAUGACGUACCGAAGAAGGUGUGCCUAUCGCGAUCGGCGAGAGGUAAACGAAAGUCCGUCACCGUGGUCACCGGUUUGGCGACGUUCGAUAUCGAUCUAAAGCUCGCGGCCAAGUUCUUCGGUACGAAGUUUGCGUGCGGUUCAUCCGUCACCGGCGAUGACGAGAUUGUGAUUCAGGGUGACGUUAAGGAUGAACUGUUUGAUAUCAUCCCGGAAAAGUGGCCCGAAAUCGAUGAGGAUUUCAUCGACGAUCUCGGCGAUCAGAAGCGUUAAAACAGGCUACUUAGUAAAUAACCUUCUGGUACAGUUCGCGCAACAAACAUGGCUGUUGAGGAUGGUGAUAAAGGUUGAAUCUUUGAGCUGCUUUAAAUCACGCGUGGCAGAACCGAAGGAGAAGAAAGGGCGUUAAUAUAUAACAACAGGAUUGUAAAAUAAACAAAGCAUUAUCGUGUGCUUUUACAAUGCAUA
Anopheles funestus (African malaria mosquito) is the source of this 958-nucleotide messenger RNA. It is a transcript of the gene DENR, whose product is annotated as density-regulated protein homolog. The record is from RefSeq and is a predicted model, not a curated record. The transcript has 2 exons. Gene Ontology annotation, molecular function: translation initiation factor activity; mRNA binding. Gene Ontology annotation, biological process: translation reinitiation; formation of translation preinitiation complex. NCBI's taxonomy places the organism in Eukaryota, Metazoa, Arthropoda, Insecta, Diptera, Culicidae. The coding region runs from base 164 to 763 and encodes 199 amino acids.